Messenger RNA from Larimichthys crocea (large yellow croaker), 1662 nucleotides. RefSeq names its product betaine-homocysteine methyltransferase (gene bhmt). Gene Ontology annotation, biological process: L-methionine salvage. The transcript has 8 exons. The coding region runs from base 124 to 1326 and encodes 400 amino acids. The record is from RefSeq and is a predicted model, not a curated record. Gene Ontology annotation, molecular function: betaine-homocysteine S-methyltransferase activity; zinc ion binding. Gene Ontology annotation, cellular component: cytosol. Lineage: Eukaryota; Metazoa; Chordata; Actinopteri; Sciaenidae.
CAGAGUGACAUCAGGAGCACCACACCCUCUCUGCAUUAUAAAUGCAGCUUGGAUGCCUUCACAAAGCCCUUUCCAAACUCACAAGGACGCUGUGGAGCUGAGCCGGUCACUGCUGCAGUAAUCAUGGCACCAGCUGGAGAAAAGAAGGGCAUUUUGGAGCGUCUGGAUGCAGGAGAGAUUGUAAUCGGAGACGGAGGCUUUGUCUUCGCCCUUGAGAAGAGGGGUUAUGUAAAAGCAGGACCGUGGACACCUGAAGCUGCAGCCGAGCACCCCGAAGCAGUGCGCCAGCUGCACAGGGAGUUCCUGAGGGCUGGCUCCAAUGUCAUGCAGACAUUCACCUUCUACGCAAGCGAUGAUAAACUGGAGAACAGGGGCCACACUCAGCAGUUCACUGGUCAGCAAAUAAACGAAGCAGCCUGCGACCUGGCCAGGGAGGUGGCCAAUGAGGGUGAUGCUCUGGUGGCAGGAGGAGUCUCUCAGACCCCCUCGUACCUCAGCUGCAAGAGCGAGGACGAAGUCAAGGCCAUCUUUAAGAAACAACUCAACGUCUUUGUCUCGAAAAAUGUGGACUUCUUGAUCGCAGAGUACUUUGAGCAUGUGGAAGAGGCUGAGUGGGCAGUUCAGGUCCUGAAGACCACCGAGAAACCUGUGGCUGCAACUCUGUGCAUCGGACCUGAAGGAGAUCUGAAUGGCGUCAGCCCUGGAGACUGUGCUGUCAGGCUCGUCAAAGCUGGAGCUCAGAUUGUGGGUGUUAACUGCCACUUUGACCCUGAGACCUGCGUGAAGACUGUGAAGCUGAUGAAGGAAGGAGUGGAGAAGGCCGGGCUGAAGGCUCACUACAUGAGCCAGCCGCUGGCUUACCACACUCCUGACUGCAACUGCCAGGGAUUCAUUGAUCUGCCCGAGUUCCCCUUCAGUCUGGAGCCGAGGAUCUUGACCAGAUGGGACAUGCAGAAAUACGCCAGGGAAGCGUACGCCGCUGGCAUUCGUUACAUCGGAGGCUGCUGCGGGUUUGAACCCUAUCACAUCCGUGCCUUGUCUGAGGAGCUGGCAACCGAGAGGGGUUUCCUGCCUGCGGGCUCAGAGAAACACGGCAACUGGGGAAGUGGUCUGGAGAUGCACACGAAGCCUUGGGUUAGAGCCAGGGCCCGUCGUGACUACUGGGAGAAGCUGAAGCCUGCCUCUGGCCGUCCCUUCUGCCCCUCGAUGGCCAAACCUGAUGGAUGGGGUGUCACCAAAGGCCACGAUGACCUGAUGCAGCAGAAGGAGGCCACCUCCCAGGAGCAGCUGAAGGCUCUCUUUGAAAAGGCCAACAAAGACCACUGAGCUCUCCUCCAAGGCAUCGGACCAGGGGAUCACAUACUCACAAGUCCCUGAAGUUUACAUACCAAAAUGCUGAAGUCUUUUGGACCAUUUUUACUCACUCUGGGAGACUAGUAUCAUAUGUUGACACUUUGAAUUAGCUUUCCAGACUUAACCAACAAUGAAUUUAAGAGUAUAUCCGCUUCUGUCAAGCCAUGUGAAAUUACUGUGACUAUGAAAAAGGGUAGCUGUGAAUGCACACAUGUUUUCAACACUCCAAAAAGUGCCUGAUGUUUUGCAGAAAAAAAGCCAAAAAUAUGACCUAUGUGUAGCAAUAAACGUCUUCUAAUUGAACCAAAA